This is a messenger RNA of Phycodurus eques (leafy seadragon), 7985 nucleotides long. Its product is annotated as metabotropic glutamate receptor 7-like. Gene Ontology annotation, cellular component: membrane. Bases 493 to 3177 code for a protein of 894 amino acids. The transcript has 11 exons. Gene Ontology annotation, molecular function: adenylate cyclase inhibiting G protein-coupled glutamate receptor activity. Gene Ontology annotation, biological process: regulation of synaptic transmission, glutamatergic; G protein-coupled glutamate receptor signaling pathway. The record is from RefSeq and is a predicted model, not a curated record. Lineage: Eukaryota; Metazoa; Chordata; Actinopteri; Syngnathiformes; Syngnathidae.
UGAGAGACUGAGUGAGGAGAGGGUUCACAGAGCGAGUGAGCUGAAUAGAGGAGGAGGAGCACCCGAGCAGGGAUGCACACACAGAAGGAAAAGAAGGAGCGAGAGCAUGAAAGAGCUUUUAAGGGAUUUGCCAGUGAUUUGUAGAAUCUCACUGCUGUGAUAUUGUACUUUUCCCCACCCUGCCCCACACUUGUCUUCAACUCUGCCAUGAUAUCAUACUAAAGGCUGAAAAAUCAGCGUUUCAUUUUGGGUUUGGUGAAUCUCAAUUUCAAGUUUUUAGUGUGCUCUGCUAUUUUUGCAAGUGUGAUGAUAAAGGAUCUAUAUUUUGUGUGGAGAGGAGAACCUUGCCUCUGAGAUAGACUCCCACUUUGGAGCAAAUAUGGAUAAGAGCACGUUUGAGGGAUAAAAUCAAGAUUGGUCCAUGAAGAAUGGGCAGGUGUCAAAGGUAGAAGGAGAGGUGUGGUGCGCCGAGUACCUCUGCUGUUCAGCAACAUGACAUCAGAAGCCUUCUCAUCCCAUCAGUGCAGCUGGCUCGGGAAAUUGUCCGGACUGUUGUGGAUGCUAAUGGUAGGGACCGUUCCGGGUUCGCGGGCCCAACAGGGCACCCAACCUCAGUCUCUCAAAAUUGAGGGUGACAUCACCCUGGGGGGUCUGUUCCCAGUGCACUCCCGAGGGCCAGUGGGAGUGCCCUGCGGAGACAUUAAGAGGGAAAAGGGAAUCCAUCGAUUGGAAGCCAUGCUGUACGCCCUGGACCAGAUCAACAGUGAUCCGGAUCUGCUGCCCAACAUCACAUUGGGAGCCCGAAUACUGGAUACCUGCUCCAGAGAUACCUAUGCACUGGAGCAAUCGCUCACUUUUGUCCAAGCCCUCAUUCAAAAGGACACGUCUGACGUGCGCUGUUCCAAUGGAGAGCCUCCAAUCAUCCCCAAACCAGAGAGGGUGGUUGGUGUAAUUGGGGCAUCUGGGAGCUCUGUAUCCAUCAUGGUGGCCAACGUGCUUCGGCUAUUUUCGAUCCCCCAAAUCAGCUAUGCCUCCACUGCGCCGGAGUUGAGCGACAAUAGCCGAUAUGAGUUCUUCUCCCGUGUGGUACCUCCUGAUUCUUACCAGGCCCAGGCCAUGGUGGACAUCGUUAAAGCCAUGGGCUGGAACUACGUCUCAACUCUAGCAUCAGAGGGCAACUACGGCGAGAGCGGAGUCGAUGCUUUCCUCCAGAUAUCCAGAGAAGCAGGGGGGCUGUGUAUUGCACAGUCCAUAAAAAUUCCAAGAGAGCCCAGAACUGGGGAGUUUGAAAAGAUCAUCAAGAGACUGAUGGAGACAUCGAACGCUCGUGGGGUCAUCAUCUUUGCCAAUGAGGACGACAUCAAGCGAGUGUUGCAAGCUGCCAAAAAGGCCAAUCUGACCGGCCACUUUCUAUUUGUUGGCUCUGACAGCUGGGGCGCCAAGAAUUCCCCCAUCCAAGACCAGGAGGAAGUGGCGGAGGGUGCCGUCACAAUCCUGCCAAAAAGAGCCUCCAUUGACGGAUUCGACCAGUACUUCACGUCAAGAUCUCUGGAAAACAAUAGAAGAAACAUUUGGUUUGCUGAAUUUUGGGAGGAUGACUUCAAGUGCAAACUAACACGGCCUGGCAUCAAAUAUGAAGCAGACAGAAGGAAAUGUACAGGUGAAGAAAGAAUAAGUCGAGAUUCUCAGUAUGAACAGGAGGGGAAGGUGCAGUUUGUGAUCGAUGCAGUCUAUGCAAUGGCUCACGCCUUACACAGCAUGCACAUGGACCUGUGUCCCGGCUCGAUGGGCGUUUGCGACAAGAUGGAUCCCGUGGAGGGACGCAUGCUCCUCCAAUACAUUCACUCCGUCAAUUUUAAUGGAAGUGCAGGAACUGGUGUGAUGUUCAACGAGAAUGGAGACGCACCUGGUCGAUAUGACAUCUUCCAGUACCAGCUUUCCAAUGUCAGUAACCCUGGCUAUAAGGACAUUGGCCAAUGGACAAACAACCUCCGACUCAAUCCAGAGGAGAUGCAGUGGUCAGGCGGUGACCGCAAGAUCCCAGAUUCCGUGUGCAGCUUCCCAUGCGAGCCCGGUGAGAGGAAAAAGAUGGUGAAGGGCGUUCCCUGCUGCUGGCACUGUGAGCUUUGUGAUGGCUACCAGUAUCUUCUGGACGAGUUCAGCUGUGACAUGUGCGCCUUCGACAUGAGGCCCCUUAAAAACCGUACAGGGUGCCGGCCCACGCCCAUCAUCAAGUUGGAGUGGAGCUCUCCCUGGGCCAUAAUCCCUGUCUUCCUGGCAAUUCUGGGCAUCCUUGCCACCACGGGGGUGAUCGCCACAUUCAUCCGUUUUAAUGACACCCCUAUUGUUCGCGCCUCCGGCAGAGAGCUCAGCUAUGUGCUGCUGACGGGCAUCUUCCUCAUUUACCUCAUUACUUUCCUCAUGAUUGCUGAGCCCAGUGUAGCAGUGUGCGCUUUCCGGAGGCUGCUUCUGGGGCUUGGAAUGUGCAUCAGCUACGCCGCCAUGCUGACAAAAACCAACCGGAUCUACCGCAUCUUUGAACAGGGAAAGAAGUCAGUGACACCACCAAAGUUCAUCAGUCCGACUUCUCAGCUUAUCAUCACCUUCAUUCUUAUCUCCGUGCAGGUGCUUGGUGUGUUCAUUUGGUUUGGCGUGGUGCCCCCGCACACCAUCAUAGACUAUGAAGAACAGAAGCCUCCGAAUCCCGAAUUUGCCCGAGGAGUUCUCAAGUGUGACAUGUCCGAUCUGUCCCUCAUCCUGUGUCUGAGCUACAGUAUUGUUCUGAUGAUCACUUGCACAGUGUACGCCAUCAAGAGCAGAGGAGUUCCUGAGACCUUCAAUGAGGCCAAGCCCAUCGGCUUCACCAUGUACACCACCUGUAUCAUCUGGCUGGCCUUUGUACCCAUCUUCUUUGGAACUGCACAAUCUACAGAGAAGAUGUUCAUCCAGACUACAACCCUGACGGUGUCUAUGAGCCUGAGUGCCACAGUGUCCCUGGGCAUGCUCUACAUCCCCAAAGUCUACGUGAUCAUCUUCCACCCGGAGCAGAACGUACAGAAGCGAAAGCGUAGCUUCAAAGCUGUGGUGCAGGCAGCCACUGUGUCCACACACCUAUCGCAGAAAUCUAACGACAAACAGAACGGAGAGUCAAAGAUUGAGCCAGACAGGUCACAGUAAAAGAGACUCAAAUGAGAUAUUCAUCACAUGUCAUCACAAGCGCUCUUACUGACAUGAUCAGUCAAACAGAAGACAAAGAAGCAUUUACAGUAUCUUGGGCAAUGUUCUCCCCCCUCCUUUUUUUAGCUGUGACACCAGCAAUGUUCCUAGAUUUCUUUAUUCUCCAUGACUAUUUCACUCUGGACCGAUCUGCUCUGAAGAGUUCACCUUGAGGAAAAUGAUAAAAUUAACAGAACUUAUUGUGAAGGAACGUUAACUACCACAGCAAGGAUUUUUUUAUUUGUGUACACUAUUCACAAAAAGUUAGAGAUAGUCGACCUUCAGGUGAACUUUCACAAUGAACCUAAACGCACUAUGACAUUCACAGGUGAACUUAGUUUGACCUCUAAACCUUUGAAUGCACAAGUUGCUGCUCUCUAACGAGGAGAUGAAUGGCGAAAUUCACUCAUGGUUCUUUUUUUUUUUUAUUUCCAAGGAUGUCCACUUCUGUGCCUUUUUGUGAUACUUCCAGUGUCUCUGUAUCUCUGUUGCAACCAGCUGAUGACACUCUUAAGCUCAGUGGCCAUUUCCCUUUGUGAACAUCCUGUUUAAAGCCUAACAAUGGCAUGGUACUGUUGAUCAAUUAAUAGGUGUUGUCUAGGUCUUGUGAUGUCAAAAUGUAAACUGCAUGAUGAAGAGGACUGCCUCAAUACUAAAUCCAAUCAGCCAGAGUAUGUUCAAUAGAUGGGCAUUCAAUCAAUGUGUGUGUGUGAGGGGGUGUCACAUUUUAAUUUGAGAUGCACAAUAAUUAUCGGGGCGCUACAAUAUUGGGAAAAAUGACGUCACACUCAUCGGUCCGAUACCCCAAAAAACUGGACUGAUAACAAGUGUCGUAUAAUUCGACAGUGCGUUGGUUGCCACACACAGCCUGUUGCAUUGGCUCCUGGCAGUCAUGUACAACCCCAAUUCCAAUGAAGUUGGGACGUUGUGUUAAACAUUAACAAAAACAGAAUAUAAUGAUUGCAAACCAUGUCCAACCUAUAUUUAACUGAAUGCACUACAAAGACAAGAUAUUUAAUGUUCAAAAUGCUAAACUUUAUUGUUUUUAGCAAAUAAUCAUUCACUUAGACUUUUAUGGCUGCAACACGUUCAAAAAAUGCUGGGACAGAUGGCAAAAAAGACUGAGAAAGUUGAGGAAUGCUCAUCAAACCCGUUUGGAACGUCCCACAGGUGAACAGGCUCAUUGGGAACAGGUGGGUGCCAUGAUUGGGUAUAAAAGCAGCUUCCCUGAAUUGCUCAGUCAUUCACAAGCAAAGAUGGGGCAAGGUUCACCUCUUUGUGAACAAGUGUGUGAGAAAAUAGUCGAACAGUUUAAGGACAAUGUUCCUCAACGUACGAUUCCAAGGAAUUUCGGGAUUUCAUCAUCUAAGGUCCAUACUGCAUCAAAAACCGACAUCAAUGUGUAAAGGAUAUCACCACAUGGGCUCAGGAACACUUAGAAAAACCAAUGACAGUAAAUACAGUUUGGCGCUACAUCUGUAAGUGCAACUUGAAACUCUACUAUGCAAAGCAAAAGCCAUUUAUCAACAACACCCAGAAACGUCGCCAGCUUCUCUGCUCAUCUAAGAUGGACUGAUGCAAAGCAGAAAAGUGUUCUGUGGUCCGACAAGUCCACAUUUCAAAUUGUUUUUGGAAAAUGUGGACGUCGUGUCCUCCGGGCCAGAGAGGAAAAGAACCAUCUGGACUGUUAUGGACGCAAAGUUCAAAAGCCAGCAGCUGUGAUGGUAUGGGGCAGUGUUAGUGCCAACGGCAUGGGCAACUUACACAUCUGUGAAUGCACCAUUAAUGCUGAAAGGUACAUACAGGUAUUGGAGAAACAUAUGCUGCCAUCCAAGCAAUGUCUUUUUCAUGGACACCCCUGCUUAUUUCAGCAAGACAAUGCCAAACCAUAUUCUGCACGUUACAAAAGCGUGGCUUCGUAGUAAAAGGGUGCAGGUACUAGACUGGCCUGCCUGCAGUCCAGACCUGUCUCCCAUUGAAUAUGUGUGGCGCAUUAUGAAGCGUAAAAUACGACAACGGAGACCCCGGACUGUUGAACAGCUGAAGCUGUACAUCAAGCAAGAAUGGGAAAGAAUUCCACCUAGAAAGCUUCAACAAUUAGUGUCCUCAGUUCCCAAACGUUUAUUAUAAUGUUGUUAAAAGAAAAGGUGAUGUAACACAGUGGUAAACAUGACCCUGUCCCAGCUUUUUUGGAACGUGUUGCAGAUAUAAAAUUCUAAGUUAAUGAUUAUUUGCUAAAAACAAUAAAGUUUAUCAGUUUGAACAUUAAAUAUCCUGUCUUUUUAGUGUAUUCAAUUAAAUAUAGGUUGAACAUGCUUUGCAAAUCAUUGUAUUCUGUUUUUAUAUGUUUAACACAACGUCCCAACUUCAUUGGAAUUGGGGUUGUAUAUUAUGACCAAAAUUCUUCACUUACAACACCAAAAACAGUCAAUAUCUGCAGUAAAUUAGCUUUUUAUUGCCAGCACUUGCUGAAAUUACGACCAUCCAGUAACUUUGAGUUUGUAUCUACGACGCUCGCGGCAAGACCCAGUGGCCUACAAAGUAGCGGCCUUGCUUAGGAGCUCAAGCUUACAGAGGAGCAAGUGGGGGCGGUUUGGCCAUAUGCGGACGUACAAUUGGGCUAAGGUAACAAACAGCUAAACCUCGCAAAUGCCGCUCCUACAGUUGUCCAGUGGAUAGUACUUUAAAUCAUCUACAAAUGGAACUAACAUCAAAACACACAAUGGCCCUCCUUCAUUGGGCAGGAAAAGCGCGAGUGCGUAUCCAUCAAUGACGCGCCUCUAACGGCUUGCUCAACACCAACACUCCCCCCCGGCACUCUUUGCCAAGCCACAAAUUCAAAUGUCUUUAAAUGAACAUGAACAUUAACGAUGAGCCGUUCUUAUAUUGUUUAAAAUAAAACGCAUGAAUAUUUGAACCGGUGUAUUAGUUAACUUUGAAAAAAAGUUCACUAAUUGAUACUUAUGCUCAAUACGACAGUAUUGAUUGCACAAUAAACUACGGUACAUAAUUCAUUGCAUCUCUUUCUAAUUGUAAUUGUGUAUAGUGAAAAAAAAAAGACAUUCUUUUAUUCUUCUAUUACAUGUUCUGUACAUAUGAUACAGCGAUGAUAUAUUUAACACAUCACCAUUUUGCUCAUUAAAUAUAUUUCCAAAAGUGCUAUUGACAUGCACAUUUCACCAGAUGGGAGCAAGCCAAGUCAUCCAUACAUACAAAGAAAGUAGAACAAAUAAGAUCAUAAAUUAAGUUAUGUGUAAUAAUGUGAAAUGACAGUGAAAAUUAUUGAACAGGCCAACUGGUAUUCAUUUAAUACUAGACAGGUUCAAGACCCUUCCCAUCUGGAGAAACUAGUCGCAUGCAUUGCUCUUGUGAUUUUGGCCGAUUAAUCCACACAAGCAGACUUCAAAUCUUGAAAGUACUGUGGGCUUCUUUUAUGGACUUUUGAGUUUGCUCUUUUCAUAGAUUUCCGAUUGGAUUAAAGUCAGAUGAUUGGCUAAACCAUUCUUGCAACUUUAUUUAUAAUUAACCAAGAGAACAAGAUGAGAGAGGACAGAAAAGGGCAGGACAGGACAGAAUGUGGGAAAUGAGCGAGGGAGUGCUACUGGUGAGUGGUGCGGUGGAAUUCUUUUUUUAGUGUCUGAACACCCGUAAGAACCUGGGAAUUAAUAUGUUAGUAACACCUGUGUUCUUAUUAGUGGUCCCUGCACGAGCAAUUAAAGCUUAUAGCACGCCUAUCGAACUUAUUAGUGAAGGAAGAGCAUAUCACAUGCAUGUUAGUCAACUGGUGUACGGAGUUGCUGAGCCGGCACAUUGAGGAAGGGUGGGCCUGGCCCCGUCCACCCACAACGAGGGGCUAAACUAGCGAGCCCGCCCAGUUCCAAAGGGAGGGGCAUGGGUACCGGACCACCGCCCCCAUGCUGACUUUGGGUGAGAAGCAGGGUCGGAUACACCUUAGAUUCAGCCAAUCGCAGGUCAGUUGGACAUGUGCGUUCAAAGGUUUUAGAGGUGGUCAAAUGAAGUUGACCAAUAAGUGGCCUAUGGCAUUUUACAUUCAUCCUGAAAUUGUCCCCCCAAACCCAGCUCCCCAACUUUUUGUGAUUAGUGGAUGUUGGCAUUCAAGGGUCCAACUCCUCGGCACAACACAUUUUGCAGUUACAAAUGGCACGCAAGAAACUCAUCGCAGCGGCGUAAAAAUAAGUUGUCAUACGGCACAAAAAGACACGCUCAUUCACUGCUGCCAAGGAAGGCAUUGUUGCAAAUUGUAAAUUUGCUGUCUAAGAAAGAAAUAUGUUGUCUGGUCACCUUUCAUCCACAGGAAGAUGCAUAGCCUACUGUGGAAAUCUCUUGGGGUUCAUGGGACAUAUUUACUGGCUCCGAAAGCACUGCAUGAGUUUUUGUGUUAUAUUAAAUGUUAUAUAUUACUCUGACGGGGGGUUGAACAGUUGAUUGCACUGAAAAUUGUUUGAAAAAUGCACCACACAUUCAUUAUUGAAAAUUGGGAAUGCUUUCAGCAUUCCAGUAUUAUUGGCGCAAAGCAUUUAAAGCAGUCUGUAAGCAUCAUGGCAGUACAAUGUCAAAGUAGUCAUUUACCUUGUCAUCAAAACACAAUCACUUGGACAAACAAGGCAAUGGAGUACAUUGUAUGCUUUUUCAUAGUAAUGAUGACCACAUGGUGUAUACUUGUAACACAUGGUGUAUACUUGUAACACAGGAGAACUUAAAUUAAAAUUUACCUAAGCAAUGCAGCCAAAAAGUACACCAUUUGUGAA